Messenger RNA from Cucurbita moschata (crookneck pumpkin), 933 nucleotides. RefSeq names its product NAD-dependent protein deacetylase HST1-like. The transcript has a single exon. NCBI's taxonomy places the organism in Eukaryota, Viridiplantae, Streptophyta, Magnoliopsida, Cucurbitales, Cucurbitaceae. Bases 75 to 677 code for a protein of 200 amino acids. The record is from RefSeq and is a predicted model, not a curated record.
AAACAAAAAAAAAUAAAAAACUGCAAACAAUUAUCGGAUCAAAUUUCACUGAGAGAAAAUCUGAUCGAUAUUUGAUGGAAGCCCCUUCUGGAGCAGCCUCUUCAUCAUCAUCGUCUGUUGAAUUCGUGUUUCACGAUGAUUUAGAGUACGAAUUUGUUGAAGAAGUCGAACGCCUUUCGAACUGGGAGUUGCUCGAUGCUUCAGAUGCGGAUUUCGAAAUAGAUGGAAAUGGAGAUGAGCAGGAAGAAGAAGAAGAAGAAGAAGAAGAAGGGGAAAGUUGCAGCGUUGAUGUCCGAGUUCCUAAGGAUCUUCGAGGGAAGCGUGUUGUAGCGAUGCCGAUUUCUUCUCUUGUUGAGGAGCGAAUCGAUGGUCCCUUCGAUGAUGUUUAUUUGCUUCAGAAUCAGGUGGAAAACGGUUUCGCGUACGGCUGUAACGAUCUGGAGGAGGAUGAAUCCGACGACGAUGUUGUUGAUGAUGAUGAUGAUGGCGAUGAGUGCGAUUUGGACGACGAACUCGUUCCGUGGUCCGUUAGUGACAAACUCGGACGGCAGAGGAUGAGGAAAUUAGGGAAAAGAGGUUUUACGAGGAUGUAUAAUUCGAAGAGAUCGCCGUUUUUGUUCACCAAGCCUGGAUGUGUCCGCGGCAAGCACGGACUCGGAUUGAAGCACAGUUCUUAGGACAAGAACAGCUUCAAGAACGCGUCUGCUCCAUCAAGUGCAUUCCAAAAGGUAACCGAAACUAAUUCCAAUUUAGCUUACAAGUAAAUAGAUGUUGUAAAAGGAAAAAUUAGUAGUUGCGUUUGCUGCAAGUAGAAGUAACUAGUUAAUCUGUAAACCUAAUUUGUUGGAAUGGUUUCUGAUGAACAUCAACACUAACUUCCAUAUCAUCUUUAUCUUGUGUCCAUAAAAUUUGUAAGAUCUGACUUUCCUCAUC